Messenger RNA from Entrophospora candida, 1344 nucleotides. The record is from the annotation of a GenBank genome assembly. Lineage: Eukaryota; Fungi; Glomeromycota; Glomeromycetes; Entrophosporales; Entrophosporaceae.
AUGAUGCUAGAAGAUAUACAAUAUUUGACGUUUUAUUUUUUAUCGUGUCUUUUAAGAUUAUGGAGUUCAACCUUACCAGGAUAUAUACAUCCUGAUGAAUUUUUUCAGUCACCUGAAAUAAUGGGUGAAGAUAUUUUCGGAUAUGAAGUAUUUCGUCCUUGGGAAUUUGAGAAAAAAAAGUUUAAAAGACAUUUUCUUUAUUUCAGAGCAUUGACAAUUGGAGUCCCGUUUAGCAUUUUAAAUACUAUAAAUACACUUGUAAUGAAACUUGGGUUUAAUGAUUUAAUUAAUUCACAAUCAAUUUUUUUAACUGAAAGAAUCUCUUAUUUUAUAUUAUCUUUUGGAAUUGAUUAUACAGCAUACACAAUUGCUAAAAAAUUUUAUCCAAGAAAUACAUUUCGAUCAUUGCUUGUUUUUUCUUCUUCAUAUAUUCUUUUAACUUUUUAUACAAGGCCAUUUUCAAAUUCUUUUGAGUCAAUAGUUUUUGCACUUUGUUUCUGUAUUUAUGUCAAGGGUUCUUCACCACAAAUAAACAACUCAAUUAUUAAGGAGGCAUUUCCAACAAAUCUUGGGUUUCUUUUUGGCUGUCUUGUAGCCUUGGGAAUAUUUACUAGAAUAACGCUGGAUAAAUUAUUUGAAUUGAUUCCAACAGCAUUGGGUUUUUCAUUGACAACAAUAAUUUGUGUUCUAAUUGAUUCUUUAUAUUUUGGUGUAUUAAAACUUACUCUAGAAGGAAAAGGAAAUCUAAUUUUUACACCAUUGAAUAAUAUAAUUUAUAAUCUUGACACCAAAAAUUUAGCAGAGCAUGGAUUACAUCCAAGAUAUCUUCAUUGUUUCAAUUUUUUCUUAUUAUUUGGUCCAAUUACAGUAUUGACAAUGAAAGAUUUUUACACCACCAUACUUAAUAUAAGGUUUUCAUCUAGGAAAACAUAUAAAACUGAAAUAAAUUCUUCAAAAAGAUUUAUAACAAAUAUUAUCUUUUAUAAAACUUAUAUGCCACCAAGACAUUUACUUGGAUAUCAUAAAUCCUGGAGAAAUACAAAUGUUCAUGUCAAUGUUUUUGAUUUAGCUGGUUCACCAUUGAAAUUUUCUGCUUUAAACCAUUAUGAAAGAACAUUAUUAGUAACUCCUUCCACCACAGAUUUAUCAAAAUUAUUUGUAGAUAAUGAUGGAAGAAAUGAUGAAAAAUCAAAAACCAUCACUACUACUGACAUCAACAACAAGAAUAAAUUGGAAUUGGAAUUAAUUGAUCAACACUGGCCACAUCUAAAUGCUGAUGAUAUCAACAGAUUAUUUAGUCAUGGAAUGUAUUUGGAUGUAUAUCUAUUAAUGUUAAAAGAAUAA